UCACUUCAGGUUGCUGCAACAGCAGAGAAUUGCCUUCUUACCAUAUAUCCAUACUUGAUGCUUCACCGCACAGACCAGCAAAUUAUCUUGACAAGUGAUGACAAUGAGAUAAUCUACUGCAAUGGAAAUGUUGUUUUGGAUUCCCAUUAUUCUCAAGGAUCAUUGUCCCUUAGUACUUCCUUCAGUUCCCUGUGUGAAGACACUAAUUCAGCCUAUGAAAGUUCUUCUUCAGGAUGGGAAAAUAUUCUUGAAAAUGUAAGUGUGAAGAAGAAUGAAGCUGACAGCCAAAGUCAUGAGAGAGAAAAUACAUUUCAACAAUUGCUUUUUCCUCAUGAAGACAGAGGGGAAUACAUCUUCCAGAAAGUGAUAACUGCAGUUCAGAACUGGUUCACUCUCUUCGGUUGGUCUAAGGGACCUAAUCCUAUUUCUAUUCCUCACUCACUAAGACGUGAUGUGUGUAAAAUCCAGAUGGCUUCACCUGAUGAAAAAGUUUUUAAACAAAACCUUGGCAAAGAUACAAAGACUGUUUAUGACAUGCUACUCCAUCUGAGUGGACAAUUGCUACCAGGAAUUACUUCGAGCCAGUCAUUGCCUGCUGAUCCUAUUGAAAGAGUGGUCCAGCUCCACUGGCAGCAUUCUACAAUGCUCACUUUUCUCAAAAGCCAAGGAGCAUGCCUUCCUCAUGUUAUGCCUGAAUUUCUGCUUCAACCUGAUGAGUAUAAGAAAUGGAUUGGAUUGCAAAUGGCACUGAAGGUUCAGAUGACUGAGAUGCAAAAAACUAGUAUGAAGAACUCUGACAUUCUUAACACUAAGAGUCUGCUUGUUUUGGAUGACAAUGCAUUCGAGAUCUUGAGCAAACGCGUGUGGACUGAUGUGCUACUCCAGGUAUACAAGGUUUUGGUCCUUGCACGUAUAUCAUCACUUACUAUCAGUGAUCUGUUGAACUCGGAAAGCCAGCAAAGCAUGCCAAGAAUAAAUACUGAACCUUUAUCCAGUAAUAUAUAUUCUCCAUCUGAAAGACUCCUCCUUAUCUGGCUAAAUACACAUUAUGAGAAAACCAGAAAAAUUGUGUGGAAGGACUGUCAAAAAGGUGAAGUGCCCCCUGUGAGAUGGAUAGUAAAUUUUGACAGAGAUCUUCUAGAUGGUCUUGUAUUGGCAGCACAGGUGGCAGCUUAUUGCCCAUAUUUGAUCUCAACUCACUUUGUGAAUAUGUAUACUAAGCCAAGAAGUCCAGAACAAUGUCUGCACAAUUGCUUGAUACUCGUGAAUGCUUUGCGUGCUAUCAGUCUUUAUAUAGAUGUACAGGCCUCCGACAUCUGUGAUCCAAACCCGAUCAUGAUGCUUAUGCUCUGCGUCUAUUUGUAUGAAAGGCUGCCUCAGUAUUUACCCAAGAAGACUAUUGAGUUUACUGGAGCUCUCCAUGCUACUGUUGUUAGACAGGUGCGUCUGAAAAACCCGAGCUUGAAACCUUUGGUGUACAGUGCUACAAUUGUAGGAAGGGAGUUUGCUGAUUUCUUAUUGCCAAAAGGAAACACUGUCGUCAUUGCCCCAAAGAGUCAGAUAAAUAGAAAAAUGGAAUUCACUAGU
Pelodiscus sinensis (Chinese soft-shelled turtle) is the source of this 1587-nucleotide messenger RNA. Lineage: Eukaryota; Metazoa; Chordata; Testudines; Trionychidae. The record is from RefSeq and is a predicted model, not a curated record.